CCCAACUGUGAGAAUCUUUUCUAGUCAAAAACUUUUCCGUGAUUAUCGGAACGGCAUUUGCAAGAGAUUCUUGUUUUGACAAAUACAAUGCUGGGGCUACAGAUGAUUUUUUUUAUGUGUGUGUGUGUGUGUGUGUGUGCUUUAUUGACUGUACAAAAUCAUUUUUUGUAGAGCGUUGCAUUUUGAAGGCGUUUCCUUGUGUAUGUGUUUUAUUCCCUUUUACUCGCAUGUUAUGCUCUAUGAGAGAGAGAGAGAGAGAGAGAGAGAACUGCAAGGAAAGCAGCUGAGUUUUAUAGUGUCGGUUGUUUCAAUUCCCCCUCACCCAGCAGCCUUUGAAACAACAACAACAACAAGUUGGAGAGGAGGGGGGCUAUUGUUUUGCAUAGAGUCGGAGAGAGAGAGACGCGUUUAGUCACCUACUUUUUGUUCUUGGGUCCCCCCCCACGUAGUCGGUUUUGGAGACUUGUGCUAGUAGCAUUUUGGGAACAUAUGCGCGAGUAAAGGGAGGGAGAGAGAGAGAGAUUCUGUUUUGGACUUUAGAGCUUUUUGAACUGCAAUUACGUUCCACUCUAGUUUUUUGUUCGUCCCGUUUUUUAUUUUCGAAUAGUGCAUUCGUGGCGCACCACUAGCCAUGUUUGCCGGCUUGCGCGGCUUGGGUCGCUUUGUCGGCGCAGGAACCGCAACUCCUCCCACAACAACAACAACACCAUCAACAACAGCAACAGCAACGACCGAAUUCGACCCAGAACCCAUUAAACGAUCCUCUUCUCAACCUUCCCUUCCCUCUCCAUCCUCCAUCAAACCCCCAACAUCCUCCCUCCCAACCCGCUCAAUGUCCGGUCUCCCGACUCCCUCCCCGUCACCCACCUCCCCCGUCGCAUCCACACUCCCAACCCCACCACCCAAACCCCCAUCCAUACCCACACCCACUCGAUCCGAGAAAAAGACGGGAAAGGAUGCAUGUCAUGUUACAGUCCGUGUGAGGCCUUUGACGGCGAGUGAGGAGGCUGUGAAUGGGGGAACGGUGUGGCAGGUGGAACCGAGUUUGGGACGGGUUGGGCUUUCUGAGGAAUUCGCAGAGCGGAAUCGGAAGGCGGUUGUCGAUUAUUUUUUUGAUGCCGUUCAGACUGGAAGCGACAAUAAAGAACUCUAUGAAGGCUCUGCACGGGCUGUUGUCCGUGCCUCCAUGGAAGGCAUCAAUGGCACCGUCUUUGCCUACGGACAAACAGCGUCUGGAAAAACGUAUAGUAUGAUGGGUGUGGAUGAGCAGCCCGGUGUGAUACCCCAAGCCGUGGACGAUAUUUUUGGGUAUAUUCGGGAGCAAAGUGGAGACCGAGAGUACUUGUUACGGGUUUCUUAUAUGGAGAUUUACAACGAAACAAUUCGAGACCUCUUGGCCCCCGACCAAGGCGAUCUACGCAUCCACGAAGAUCGCAAGCGCGGCGUCUUUGUCUCCCCACUCAAAGAAGAAAUCGUCACCUCUCCCAAACAGGUCAUGAGAAUCAUCAAAAAGGGGGAAGAAAAUCGACAUUUUGGUGCAACCGAUUAUAAUGAGCAUAGUAGUCGAUCUCAUACCAUAUUCCAAAUGGUGAUUGAAAGUCGAGAGCGGAGCCAAGCCUCACCUGGAACACCCCGCCGGACGGGGUCGGGCCGUGCAAAGGGCGCUGUGACGAUUUCACAAUUGAAUUUGAUUGAUUUGGCGGGAUCCGAAAAGGCCACGUCGGAUACAGAUCGAAGAAAGGAGGGGGCGUACAUUAACAAGUCAUUGUUGACGCUUGGGACAGUUAUUUCGAAAUUGACGGAUGAAAAGAAUACUGGACUCCACAUACCAUACCGAGACUCGAAAUUGACCCGCAUCCUCCAAUCCUCCCUGGCCGGUAACGCCCGCAUCUCAGUCAUUUGCACUAUAUCCCCCGCCUCUGCCAACAGCGAAGAAACCGUAAACACCCUCAAAUUCGCUGCUCGGGUCAAAAAAGUCACAAUCAAAGCCUCUGCGAACCGUAUUAUGGACGAAAAGGCCUUGAUACAGAAAUACCGAGAAGAAAUUGAGGAUUUGAAACAAAAGUUGACGGAAACGAAUUUGUUGUUGGAAAAGGAGCGGCAGCAGCAGCAAUCUGUUUCUCAGAUUGAUACGGAGAAACGAAAGUAUGAGGAGCAGUUGCAUGAAGGGCAAAUUGUCCGCACGGCACUCAAGGAACGUAUCGAUCACCUCACAAACCUCAUUCUCACAUCAAAAACCAUAACGUCCAAACAAUUGCUAGAUUGGAGUGCACCCGUUGAAGCAGGGUCCCAUCGCUCCUCUGUCAUGAUGGAAGACGGUCUCCUCCCCACCUCGGCCGGCCCGAACAAACGCAUGACCCGCCAUAUCAGCGACAAGGAAUUCCUAAAAAGACAUAUCCGCGAAAUCGACGAACGCGACGAAAAAAUCCGCCAACUCACCCUCCUCAUCGGUCAACUCAAAACCAGUCGAGACCCGUUUGUUGUCUCUCAGAUUUCAGAGUUUGAGCAAUCGGGAGGAACGAGUGUCCAGGAAUUUGGUGCGGUCUUUACCGAAUUGGAGAAUGUACGGCGUCAAAAAGAGGAAUUGGAAAGUGUUGUCCGGUCUCAAGAAGAUAAAUUGGAUGUAGUGGAAAAGAUGCGGAGAACGAGUACUUCCCAGGAAAUGGUGGACGACCUCAUAUCCGAAAACAAGGCCCUAAAAUCCACCCUCGCCUCUCUCCGUCUCGAAUACCGCACCCUCCAAUCCACCCACACAAACCUAACCUCCCAGCUCUCAACACCCACUUUUGAAUCCUCCAAAACGUACCAAGAAAUGACCGAAACAAUCACCUCCCAACGCACCCAAAUAACCCAACUCAUAACCGAAUCCAAAUCCCUCCGAAACACAGUCAAAUCCCUACGAGACUCUAUCCGCAUGCUCGAACUCUCCAACGACAUGUUUGUCCAAUCCGCGUCAAGAUUAAAUGACGAUUCACGAAGAACUUCGCAUCAUUCUGAUAAGAGUGGGAGUAGCACCGAGACGGAACGACGGGAUAUGGAGUUGGCUCUUGAAAGAGAACGGAAAUUACGGUUGGAGGAACAGCGGAUGGCUACUGAGCGGAUUGCGGGGUUGGAAGCGGAAUUGGCGAUUGCUAAAGCGGAAUUGGGUGUCGUGCAAAUGAUACCCGUCUUUAGUAAAUCCUAGAAAAUCCCCCUCUAGAUUACACACAAGUCCCCUCAUCUCUCUCUAACAAGUUUUCUCUUUUUAAUAUCGGGUACAUGGGCAUUGCUUUUAAAGUGUGUAUAUAGUUUUUUUGUUUGUUGUAUUGCUGGCAAGUUUUUUUCUAGAUUUUUUUGUUGUAUUGUCGGGGGUUUGGGAUAAAAAAUACAGAACUAUGAAUAUGAGCUAGAUGUUUAAAAAACCAAAUCUCGUACUCUAUUUUAUACAACUCGUAUCAAACGAAUAUAUUUCCCA
Molecule: messenger RNA, 3454 nt
Organism: Spizellomyces punctatus DAOM BR117
Lineage: Eukaryota; Fungi; Chytridiomycota; Chytridiomycetes; Spizellomycetales; Spizellomycetaceae
Exons: 12
Coding region: 632-3184 (850 amino acids)
Biological process (GO): mitotic cell cycle; microtubule-based movement
Cellular component (GO): microtubule
Molecular function (GO): ATP binding; microtubule binding; plus-end-directed microtubule motor activity
Source: RefSeq, a predicted model, not a curated record